AUGUUGAUAAAUCAAAUGAUGAGUGCUGUUGUGAAGAGUAAUGGAAGUGUCAAAUUACGAUUCUCUAUUAAUGUACAAAAUUCAUUCAUUUUGUACUAUUCAUUAAUUCGAUAUCUCACAAAUUGCAUGUUUGAAACAACUCGAAAGUUUAGAAUCUACAAGCUGGAAAAUGUGACAUUGCCCCAUUUAUUAAUACAUAUUAUAGUAGUAGUAAUUGCAAUGAAACUAAAGAAUACCUUAAAAGUGAGGAUAUCUCUUAAUGAUGAAAUGAUGUAA
Molecule: messenger RNA, 276 nt
Organism: Blastocystis hominis
Lineage: Eukaryota; Bigyra; Opalinata; Blastocystidae
Exons: 1
Coding region: 1-276 (91 amino acids)
Source: RefSeq, a predicted model, not a curated record